UGGCAAUAGAGCAAAGAGGUCAAUUACUUCGUUACCGCCCACCUUACCACCGAAGAAGACGCCCGUUUUCUCCGACACCCAUGACCCAACACGAGGAAAGAAAGAAAAAGAAAACCAAAAGAAACUGUUAAGACAAGAGAGAGAAAGAAAGACUCAGGACUCAAGAGUCAAGACAGCUCUCUCUCUUUCCACAAUCCUGCUCCGCUUCCUCCAUUGGAUACACCAAUAGCAACUGAUUUCCAUUUUUUGUCUCUCAAGAAUUUCAAUUCCGUGUGGGUGAUUGUUGGGAGUUCCAAGGGGGGGAUUGCUGCUGUGAGUGAGCUGGUGGAUUUCUUAAGGGAUUGGAUGCAGAGGAAGAACUGAGGUGUUAUGAGAAGGCGGAGGAGGAGCAGGAGCUGUGGUUAAUUCCAAGGGGGGGAGUUCUUCGACAUUUGCAUUAUAGUGUGGCCGGGUUGCUACAGGAAGAACUGGAGCUAAUAAUCAGUGCAAAUGUCAAAAUCUCCUUCCCCUGAACCUCGACAUGGAAGAUCUACUUCUCAGCCUAGAGAAUCAAAUGGACCAGCAGGAAUGGAUGAUCCAGAGUCUACAAUGGCUACAGUUGCUCAUUUUAUCGAGCAGCUACAUGCGAAUAUGUCAUCACAGCAUGAGAAGGAGCUUAUCACAACACAUGUACUCAGUAUUGCUAGAGCGAGGAAGGAUGUGAGGAUGCUUAUUGGUUCCCACACUCAGGCAAUGCCUUUGUUUAUAUCCAUUCUCAGGAAUGGUACUACUGCUGCCAAAGUUAAUGUUGCUGCAACUUUGAGCGCUCUCUGCAAGGAAGAAGAACUACGGUUAAAGGUUCUUCUUGGUGGAUGCAUACCACCAUUGCUCUCACUUUUGAAGUCAGAAUCAAUUGAAUCCAGGAAGGCAGCUGCCGAGGCAAUCUAUGAAGUUUCGUGCGGUGGACUAUCAGAUGAUCAUGUGGGUGUGAAAAUAUUUGUGACUGAAGGUGUAGUUCCCACUCUGUGGGAUCAGCUCAAUCCAAAUGUCAAGCAAGACAAGGUGGUGGAGGGAUAUGUCACUGGAGCCUUGAGGAAUCUUUGUGGAGACAAGAAUGGCUACUGGAGGGCCACACUUGAUGCAGGAGGGGUAGAUAUUAUCAUUGGACUUCUGUCUUCUGAUAAUGCUACUGCUCAGUCCAAUGCUGCAUCUCUUUUGGCUCGUUUGAUGUCAGCUUUUAGUGAUAGCAUCCCAAAAGUUAUAGAGGCUGGAGCUGUUGAAGCUUUGCUUCGACUAGUUGGUCAGGAAAAUGAUAUAUCAGUUCGAGCCAGUGCUGCUGAUGCCCUGGAAGCUCUUUCAUCCAAAUCAACCAACGCUAAGAAAGCUGUGGUGGAUGCACGCGGUAUACCUGUCCUCAUAGGAGCUGUUGUGGCUCCUUCUAAAGAAUGCAUGCAAGGGGAUGGUGGUCAGGAUCUACAGGGACGUGCAGUACGUGCUUUGGCGAAUAUAUGUGGUGGAAUGUCUUCUCUAAUACUUUAUCUAGGAGAACUAUCUCAGUCCCCCCGUUUGGCUGCUCCAGUUGCUGAUAUAAUUGGCACACUGGCUUACUCACUGAUGGUCUUUGAACAAGCAUCUGGUGUUGAAGAACCAUUUGAUGUAACACAGAUAGAAAAUAUUCUGAUAAUGCUAUUAAAACCUCGAGAUAAUAAACUGGUUCAGGAGCGUGUCCUCGAAGCUAUGGCUAGCCUUUAUGGCAACACAUACCUCUCAAGGUGGCUCAAUCAUGCAGAAGCAAAAAAAGUGUUCAUAGGACUCAUAACCAUGGCCUCAGUUGAAGUGCAGGAAUAUCUGAUACUCUCAUUAACGAGGUUAUGCUGUGAUGGGGUUGGUACCUGGGAGGCCCUAGGAAUGAGAGAGGGUAUUCAGUUAUUAAUAUCAUUGCUGGGAUUGUCCAGUGAACAACAUCAAGAGUAUGCUGUUGCAAUGCUGGCAAUCUUGACAGACCAAGUUGAUGACAGCAAAUGGGCAAUCACUGCUGCUGGUGGUAUUCCUCCACUGGUGCAGUUAUUGGAGAUGGGAUCUCAAAAAGCAAGGGAAGAUGCAGCACAUGUGCUGUGGAAUUUGUGCUGUCACAGUGAAGACAUUCGUGCCUGUGUUGAAAGCGCUGGAGCUGUCCCGGCCUUCCUCUGGCUUCUAAAAAGUGGUGGACCAAAAGGACAAGAAGCUUCUGCUAUGGCACUUACAAAGCUUAUUCGUUUUGCUGACUCUGCCACCAUUAAUCAGCUAUUGGCUUUGCUCUUGGGAGACUUUCCAAGCUCAAAGGCUCACAUUAUUAAGGUGUUGGGUCAUGUGCUUACCAUGGCAUCACAGAAAGAUCUUGUGCAUAAAGGAGCUCCUGCAAAUAAGGGCCUCAGAUCUCUUGUGCAGGUUCUUGACUCUUCGAAUGAGGAAACUCAAGAGUAUGCUGCUUCUGUUUUAGCCGACCUAUUUAGCACUAGACAAGACAUCUGUGAUAGUCUUGCAACUGAUGAGAUUGUUAACCCUUGCAUGAAGCUCUUGACCAGCAAAACUCAGGUUGUUGCUACACAGUCAGCUCGGGCAUUGGGUGCAUUGUCCCGUCCAACCAAGGCUAACUCUACAAAGAAGGUGUCUUAUGUUUCAGAAGGGGAUGUCAAGCCUCAAAUCAAGCUAGCGGAAGGGGAUGUCAAACCAUUAAUUAAGCUAGCAAAGACUUCAUCAAUUGAUGCUGCUGAGACUGCAGUUGCUGCAUUGGCUAAUCUGCUGUCAGAUCCUCAGAUAGCUGCAGAAGCUUUGGCAGAAGAUGUUGUCUCAGCUUUGACAAGAGUACUAGGAGAAGGCACUUUGGAAGGCAAGAAGAAUGCAUCACGUGCCCUUCAUCAAUUAUUAAACCAUUUUCCAGUCGGGGAAGUACUUAGAGGAAAUGCUCAGUGCCGUUUCGCAGUUCUUGCGAUUGUUGAUUCCUUAUCUUCAAUGGACAUGGAAGGAAGUGAUGCCACUGAUGCUUUAGAUGUAGUUGCACUGUUGGCUAGGACAAAACAGAGUGUGAACUUUACAUACCCACCAUGGGCUGCUCUUGCUGAGGUUCCAUCAAGCUUAGAGCCACUGGUUCGCUGCCUGGCUGAGGGGCUUCCUCCCUCUCAAGAUAAGGCGAUAGAAAUCCUGUCCAGGCUAUGUGGUGAUCAACCAGUUGUCUUGGGUGACCUUCUGGUCGCCCGUCCUAACUCUAUUGUUUCACUAGCUCAUAGAAUAAUGAACUCAUCCAGUUUAGAAGUGAAAGUUGGAGGUGCUGCAUUACUCAUUUGUGCUGUGAAGGAACACAAAAUGCAGUCAAUUGAUGCACUUGAUGCAUCAGGUUUUCUAAAGGCUCUCAUAUACACCCUAGUAGAUAUGAUGAAGCGCAACUCUAGCUGUUGCAAUCUGGAAAUUGAAGUCAGAACCCCUAGAGGCUAUAAAGAAAGAAAUGCAUUCCAAGACGGGGAUGAUUUUGAUAUUCCUGAUCCAGCCACUGUCUUGGGGGGAACAGUUGCUUUGUGGUUGCUGUCAAUUAUUUCUUCAUUUCACGAGAAGAACAAAAUGACUGUCAUGGAGGCUGGUGCAGUGGAGGUUCUUGCUGACAAACUUUCAACUUAUACCGCCAACCCACAGGCAGAAUUUGAAGAUACAGAGGGCAUAUGGAUUAGUGCGCUGCUUUUGGCCAUUUUGUUCCAGGAUGCAAAUAUUGCUCUAUCUCCUCCUUCGAUGCGGAUUAUACCUACACUUGUUCUCCUACUCAAGUCUGAUGAAGUGAUUGACAGAUACUUUGCCGCUCAAGCAAUGGCUAGUCUUGUUUGCUGCGGCAGUAGGGGAAUACAUCUCGCUGUUGCAAAUUCAGGUGCAGUUUCAGGGUUAAUAACUCUGAUUGGUUACAUAGAAUCAGAUAUGCCCAACCUUGUUGCUCUAUCCGAAGAGUUUUUUUUAGUUCGUAACCCUGAACAAGUUGUUUUGGAACGCCUCUUUGAAAUUGAAGACAUAAGAUUUGGCUCUACUGCACGCAAAUCUAUACCAUUGUUGGUUGACCUUUUGAGACCAAUGCCAGAUAGGCCAAGUGCCCCUCCAACCGCUGUUCACCUGUUGACCUUCCUUGCAGAUGGAAAUGAUGUGAAUAAACUGGCUAUGGCAGAUGCUGGAGCUCUAGAUGCUCUAAAUAAGUACCUCUCUCUGAGUCCUCAAGACUCAACUGAGGCCACUAUAUCUGAAUUAUUGAGAAUAUUGUAUGGCAACACUGAUCUACUUCGUCAUGAAGCAUCAUUAAGUUCUUUGAAUCAACUCAUAGCUGUUCUGCGUUUGGGGUCAAGAAAUGCUAGAUUCAGUGCUGCUAGGGCUUUGCAUCAGCUUUUUGAUGCAGAGAACAUCAGAGAAACUGAAUUGGCCAGGCAAGCCAUCCAACCAUUGUUAGACAUGCUUAGUGCUGGAGCAGAGAGAGAGCAACAGGCUGCUCUUGUUACUCUGAUCAAAUUAACUUCAGAAUAUUCUCCGAAUGCAUCAUUAUUCAGUGAUGUGGAAGGAAACCCACUUGACUGCCUGUACAAGAUUUUAACAUCUGCGUCAUCAUUGGAACUAAAGAGAAAUGCUGCGCAGCUCUGUUUUGUGCUAUUUGGUAACUCAAAGAUUCGGGCAAUGCCAAUAGCCUCUGAAUGUAUAGAGCCUUUGAUAUCACUAAUGCAGUCAAAUACAAGAACAGCAGUGGAAUCUGGCAUUUGUGCUUUUGAGAGAUUGUUGGAUGAUGAACAACAAGUUGAGCUUGCAGCAGCAUUUGAUGUUGUUGAUCUUCUUGUUGGCUUGAUUUCUGUGUCUAACCACCUACAUUCUGAGGCAAGCAUCAAUUCUCUAAUAAAGCUGGGGAAGGACCGUACUCACUUGCAACAUGACAUGAUAAAAGCUGGAGUCAUUGAUAACUGUCUUGAGUUGCUCCCUGACGCACCUAGCUCACUAUGCUCCUCAGUUGCUGAGUUGUUCUGCAUCUUAACCAACAGCAGUGGGAUUGCAAAAAGUUCAGCCGCUGCCAGAAUUGUAGAGCCUCUUUUCUUGGUUUUACUCCGCCCAGAUAUCAGUUUGUGGGGACAGCAUUGUGCCUUGCAAACACUAGUGAACAUUUUGGAGAAACCACAGAGCCUUUCAACUCUGAGACUUACUCCAAGCCAAGUCAUUGAACCUUUGAUUUCAUUUCUGGAAUCGCCUUCUCAAGCCAUCCAGCAGCUAGGCACUGAACUGCUGUCUCAUCUUCUAGCUCAGGAGCAUUUCCAGCAAGACAUUACAACACAAAAUGCAAUCAUUCCUCUUGUUCAGCUUGCAGGAAUUGGAAUAUUAAACUUGCAGCAGACAGCAAUAAAGGCUCUAGAAAGUAUGUCAACUAGCUGGCCGAAGGCUGUUGCUGAUGCUGGAGGUAUUUUUGAGCUCUCAAAGGUUAUUAUUCAAGACGACCCUCAACCACCUCAUGCAUUGUGGGAAUCAGCUGCAUUGGUCCUCUCAAAUGUUUUGCGGUUCAAUGCUGAAUAUUACUUCAAAGUUCCUCUAGUGGUCCUUGUGAGAAUGUUACACUCAACAUUGGAGAGCACUAUUACAGUAGCUCUCAAUGCCUUAAUUGUUCAAGAAAAGAAUGAUGCUUCAAGUGCUGAACUAAUGGCUGAAGCUGGUGCAAUAGAUUCGCUGCUGGACCUUCUAAGGUCUCAUCAGUGUGAAGAAGCAUCUGGAAGACUACUUGAGGCUCUAUUUAACAAUAUAAGGGUGCGAGAAAUGAAAAUUUCCAAGUAUGCCAUAGCUCCUUUAUCUCAGUAUCUAUUAGAUCCACAGACCAGAUCAGAGUCUGGUAGGCUUCUUGCAGCCCUUGCACUCGGUGACCUCUUCCAGCAUGAGGGACUCGCUAGAGCUAGUGAUUCUGUAUCUGCAUGUCGUGCACUUGUUAGUUUGCUUGAAGACCAGCCAACUGAAGAGAUGAAAAUGGUGGCAAUAUGCGCAUUGCAAAACUUAGUUGUGCAAAGUAGGACAAAUCGGCGAGCUGUUGCAGAAGCAGGUGGCAUAAUGGCAAUACAGGAACUUCUCCUAUCUCCAAAUCCAGAAGUUGCUGCGCAGGCAUCAUUGCUGAUCAAAUUUUUGUUUUCUAAUCACACUCUCCAGGAAUAUGUAUCAAAUGAGCUCAUUAGGUCCUUGACAGCUGCAUUGGAGAAAGAGCUGUGGUCCAAGGCCACUAUUAAUGUGGAUGUCCUGAGAACUAUAUAUGUGAUAUUCAGCAACUUCUCUAAGCUCCACGUUUCUGAGGCAGCUACCCUUAUCAUCCCACAUCUAGUAGGAGCACUGAAAGCUGGAAAUGAGGCUGCUCAGGAAUCUGUAUUAGACACCUUAUGCUUGUUAAAACAGUCGUGGUCUACCAUGCCCAUAGAUAUUGCCAAAGCUCAAGCUAUGAUUGCUGCUGAAGCAAUUCCAAUUCUACAGAUGCUGAUGAAAACUUGCCCUCCGAGUUUCCAUGAAAGAGCAGACAGCCUGUUACAUUGCUUGCCUGGUUGUUUGACAGUCACAAUUAAGCGUGGAAACAACUUGAAACAGACCAUGGGAAACACAAAUGCCUUCUGUCGGCUGACGAUAGGAAAUGGUCCACCACGGCAGACAAAGGUUGUGAGCCACAGUACUUGUCCAGAAUGGAAAGAAGGGUUUACUUGGGCAUUUGACGUUCCUCCAAAGGGACAAAAGCUUCACAUCCUCUGCAAAAGCAAAAAUACAUUUGGGAAGACAACCCUUGGGAGAGUCACAAUCCAAAUAGAUAAAGUUGUGACUGAGGGUGUUUACAGUGGGUUCUUCAGCCUCAACCAUGACAACAAGAAGGAUGGAUCAUCUCGAACACUAGAAAUCGAGAUCAUCUGGUCCAACAGGAUAUCUGAGAGCAUGUGAAUGGGUAGUCAGCAUAUUUCUACUUACACACUAGACACGGAGUCAGAGAAUGAAUCAACCAAGCUUCUCAAGAAGCUGAGCAGCAGAGGAUGUAAUUAUUGUGAUCCAUUCCAAUGUGUUGCAGGUUGGUUAGUUUCACUUGUAAUUAUUGUUUCGGUGAGGUCCAGUUUUGUAGCUUAAAAAAAAUGUUGCUGGGUGAAAUGUAAAUUUCAAUUUGCCAGUUUAAGUUGCAGAGCUGUAGAGUCUGAGAAUUCCCCGCCAUGUAGAUCAGAAAUGGAUUUUUCCUCUUCCUAUUUAUUUUGGGGAGGAUUUGGCGCAAGUGGCCAGGGAGAGGGAUUGAAAUUCAGGACUGCAGGAGUUGAUUGUACAGAAUCUGUAGAUUCUAGUGGAUAAAAGCAUCUUUCGAAAGACUGGGUCUUGAGAUAUUGGUUCAA
Macadamia integrifolia is the source of this 7355-nucleotide messenger RNA. RefSeq names its product protein CELLULOSE SYNTHASE INTERACTIVE 3. Gene Ontology annotation, cellular component: cellulose synthase complex. Gene Ontology annotation, biological process: regulation of cellulose biosynthetic process; anisotropic cell growth. The transcript has 8 exons. Gene Ontology annotation, molecular function: microtubule binding. The record is from RefSeq and is a predicted model, not a curated record. NCBI's taxonomy places the organism in Eukaryota, Viridiplantae, Streptophyta, Magnoliopsida, Proteales, Proteaceae. Bases 490 to 6921 code for a protein of 2143 amino acids.